This is a messenger RNA of Centruroides sculpturatus (bark scorpion), 1555 nucleotides long. Its product is annotated as alpha-tocopherol transfer protein-like. Gene Ontology annotation, molecular function: phosphatidylinositol bisphosphate binding. The record is from RefSeq and is a predicted model, not a curated record. Gene Ontology annotation, cellular component: membrane. The transcript has 9 exons. NCBI's taxonomy places the organism in Eukaryota, Metazoa, Arthropoda, Arachnida, Scorpiones, Buthidae. Bases 1016 to 1516 code for a protein of 166 amino acids.
CGAUUCAAAAAGGGCAUUUACCUUAUUACAGAAUUAUUAUUUUGUUAGAAGAAGAUACAGUCACGUGUUUAGUAAUUUUGUACCCUCGAGUGUACGCGAUAUUCUUCAGUCUGGUGUGUUUGAAGUCUUGUCACAGUGCGAUCAAUUAGGGAGGAAGAUCUUCGUUGGUAGAGUUAGUCGUUGGGAAGUUUAUAAACACAAUGUCAUCGAUCUAUUACGAGCCAACUUAAUGAUUUUGGAAACACUACUGGAAGAAGUGGAGGUACAGCAGAAUGGUAUUGUCAUCAUUUACGAUUGUAGAGGGUUUACGUGGCGUCACGCUAUACAAUUCACCCCCAGAGUGAUAUAUUUAAUUACAAAAUUGUUAGAGAGUACUUUCCCUGUUCGUUACAAAGAAAUGCACAUAGUUUACAUGCAUGCUCUGGCAAAAAAUGUGGUAUCAUUCAUAAAACCAUUAAUGACUAAAAAAAUGAAAAAGAGGGUGCAUCUUCACGACAAUUGCAUGCAACAGUUGCAUAGUUUUCUAUCGAAAAAUUGCCUACCCGAGGAAUACGGCGGAGAAUUGAAAAACCAAGAUUUUAGGAUAUUUUUAGAAAAAGUUUUAAAUUUAGAAGAAGAAUUCGGCUACCAUCAAAAAUACUGGACCGAGAAUUAAUUUCGGAUUUUUUAAAUGUUUAUUUUGUAUUUAUAAUAAAGUGAUUUAGAUUUUUAAAUUGAUUUUCUUUAUGAUAUCCAACAUAAAUUAUGAAUUCUUCUUAAGAGAUGGAGCCAGAAAUGCUUAAGAUGCAACUACGUACGACCUCCCACAUUCAAUAUUUAUAAAGAGAAAUCUAAAAAUACAGACACUCUAUGGUGUUUUUUUUUUACUGUUUCACUUCAGCUGUUUACUAGAAUGCUUCUCGGUUGAUACUGAUACGUGUUUAUCUAAACAGGAACGUGAGAAAUCAGCGUGUUAAUUGUGUUUCUUUAUUAAAUUAACCCUAAUUAAACAUAAUUAACUGAUAUUGAUCCGAACAUGAUUUUCAUGACGAGGUGUUGCUGCUUCUUCGAUACCAGAAUUGGGAGCAUAGCGUGUGGAGUGUAUACAUUAGCGACAAGAAUUUUUGGAAUCGUUACGUGCGUUGCUGCUUUAAUAUCUCCAAAAUUACAAAAGACCGUAUCAAUGUACCACAAUGGGAAUUUAUCAGACCUGAAGUCCAUCUACGUUAGCAUAUUGAUUAAUAAUUUUAUAGCAAUUUGUUUCAGUAUUCUUCUGGUGUAUGGAACGAGAAAAAAUUACAAGUUGGCAUUGAUUCCGUGGGUGGUGUGGAUGAUUAUAGAGUUAAUCGUGCAUGUCGUUUACGUGGGAGUGUUAAUUGUCUUCUCGAUUUCUAAUGCAAAGAUUGUUGGAUUGAUAAUAGGGAUAGUGUGUCUGAUAUCGUUAUUUAUAUGUUUACAGGUAUAUUUUAUACUGUGUGUGAUAUCUUAUUAUGAAUAUUUGAAAGAAAACGACGAUAAACCAAUCGAAUUGUCAUGAAAUCCUGGAAGAAGAUGCAAGGUAAUCAAUGAGAAGACA